AUGGCCAUAAUCGAGGAUUUUCCUCCUUUCAAGCUUUGCGCCCUAUGCAAGGGAAUCUUCCCCCGUGCUGACGACCCCAACGUCGAUGAUAACAUCCAAGGCCAGAUAUGGACUAAUGAUGAGGGCUACCACUUCACUCGAACACGGGAAGAGAUCGAGCGAGGAGCUAUUGAGGGUUGUGAAUUCUGUACAGAUAUCGUUCAGAAUGAUGGAGCGUACAAGGAGAGCUCUCCAGAUCGCCAACACGAAACGAUUGGCCAAGAGGAUGACUAUGAGAGAAGCACGUAUGGGAGCGAUGAGGAAAGCGAACAGGAUAGUGAGGUGGGAUCACAGUCUGCGGAACCUGAUGCGGGCCCAGACUACAUUGCCAUGUUUUCAGGGCUACGAGCCGGUUGCUUCCCCCCGAUGGAAGAGAGACUCGAAUUCAGGAUCAAGUUUCACUCUGAAGACAAAAGUCUAGCCAUCUAUGACUCCAAUGGCCUGUUGAUAGGCCACAACCCGGCGUCCAAACUCACCCAUGCUCAGGCAACACUCGCAGAGUUCGGACCAGAUCAGACGUUUGGAGCCGUACGGCAGUGGCUUGGUGAAUGCGUUGACAACCAUCCAGGAUGCCCCGGUGACGCCCCGAGAGAGCUACCAACGAGGCUCAUCAUGGUCUCACCACUGGGGGUCGACGUUUCGGCGCGCUUUUGCGAGACCCUCGGUCAAACAGUACAAUAUUGCGCUCUGAGCUAUUGCUGGGGCGGUGACCGGGUUCACAAGACUACUCGCGAGAGGUAUGCCGCAUAUCUUCAAGAGUUACCAUACGAAGAGCUACCACAGACCAUCCGAGACGCCUUCCAAGUGGCCCGAGACGGUUUUCUCAAGCGCCUGUCAGCAAACGAUACGGGACUCUUCUUUCUCCCCAUUCGCGUGGAUAAGAGCACCAAGGGUUCCGUCCUAAUGUCCAAGGAGGGACCUUACUGGGCCAUGAUUGGCGCAUACCCACAGCCCAUCAACGACCGAGCGUGGACGCUUCAAGAGGCGAUGCUCACACCUCGACUUCUAAUCUUUACCGGCAUGGAUUUCAUCUGGAAAUGCCAAGCUGGCUUUGGACCGGCAACGGCCGAGCACCCUAGAACCGCUAACGAGAUUCACAUUGAGAAUCUGUAUGGGCCUCCUAACGAGAGCCGGUGGUUUCCGGCACUGGUGGAUUGCGGUUACAACUUCAUUUCUACGAAGCAAUGA
Fusarium falciforme is the source of this 1227-nucleotide messenger RNA. RefSeq names its product HET domain-containing protein. The transcript has 3 exons. Lineage: Eukaryota; Fungi; Ascomycota; Sordariomycetes; Hypocreales; Nectriaceae. The record is from RefSeq and is a predicted model, not a curated record. The coding region runs from base 1 to 1227 and encodes 408 amino acids.